CGCGACCAGCCACCGACGUGUGUUUACGGUCCGAGGCUCCGGCGGAAGCGGCGAGAGAGUUGUUUGCUCUUCGGGGAUCAACGUUGUGUGUACUACAUUUCCGCUGUUGUGCAUCGUACCGGAAAGUUUCAAGAAUGUGUUGAGCUGAUUACAUCUAGGCUACACUAGGGUUUCGGGAAUGGAAUCGACAUUAUUGCUGCUCCUACUGAUCGGGUGCAGCGAGAAAUUUGCGCUUGGUCAGCAAGGUCCGGUCUUCAUCCUGGAACCGCCGAGCACCCUGGUCUUUUCAAAUACCACCGGCUCCCAAUUAAGCUGUUCCGCACACGGUAGCCCGACGCCGCACGUCACGUGGAUUACCAGCCCGGAUCAAAGAUCGGUUACGGCAGUUCCGGGACUCAGACAACUUCUGGGAAACGGGACGCUGUACUUCCCGCCAUUUCUGUCUCAGGAUUUUAGAGCCGAAGUUCACAAUGCUCGUUAUAGAUGCCGGGCGACCAGUUCCGUUGGAACCGUACUCUCUCGCGAGGUCACUCUUCGGGCUGUAUUGACGGUAUCCGGAUACGACGUCAGGGUAAAUAGACAACCAGUCAUGGAGGGAUGCAACGCGGUGCUAUCUUGUACUGCCCGGGAAGACGUUAAGGAACAUCUCACCGUAACUUCCUGGUUCCGUGACGAUGCCAUUCUCUUACCUGGAAACACAGAUACCGGUGGAAGAUUCGUGGUUACCUCGCAGGGCGAUCUUCAUAUUAGGGCUGCCAGACCAGAAGACGGCAGAGCGACAUAUUCGUGUUUAACCCUGCAUGCCUUGACCAGCGAACGAAGGAGAAGCGAACCCGCCACUUUGACAGUCACGGAACCGACUGGUUCGUUAGGGCCGCGAUUGAUGCAACGAUCCGAGAUCGCUAUUUCCGCCGAAAGCGGCUCCGACGUUCACCUCACGUGCUCGGCGCAAGGAAGCCCGCCACCGCAAUUUACCUGGUAUCGCGAUGUUAAUGGCCACUCGAUACCGGUCGAGUCGUUCGGUCGUAUCCAGCUUUGGGGUGAUUUAAUGCAAAUUCGUCGUGUAGACGCGCAGGAUGCCGGAAGAUACGUUUGCCGAGCCAGCAAUCACCUUGGCGAGCAGCGAGCGGAGACGCACUUGUCGGUCACUUCAAAGCUAAACGCUCGGAUUCAACCGCGCGUACAGGUCGUUAAUUCCGGUGAAACCGCCACGAUGAACUGCACGGUCGAGGGAUAUCCGGUCGAGAGCGUUGAGUGGCUACACGAUGGUGUGCCAGUAUUGACCGCGCAGGACACGAGGAUCAGAUUGUUGGCUCCCUUGGUGCUCGUGAUAGGCUCCGUCGGUCGCAGGGACAAAGGGAUGUAUCAGUGUUUGGUGAGGAGCGACAAGGAAAAUGCUCAGGCCACCGCUGAACUAAAACUCGGAGAUACGGUUCCGGAACUGCAGUACACGUUUAUCGAGCAAGCGCUACGACCCGGACCGCCGGUCUCUCUGCGAUGUUCCGCUACCGGUUCACCGACGCCAUCCUUUACGUGGCUACUCGACGGUGAACCAUUGAGUCAGAUUGCGACCGGACACAGAUACGCGAUAGGCCAAUAUGUGGAUCAAUCCGGUGACGUGAUCAGUCACUUAAACAUUUCAUCCGCGGGAACCGAGGACGGCGGUCUGUACGCUUGCGUAGCGUCCAAUACCCUGGCGACCGUCGAGCACAAAGCUAGAUUGAAUAUUUACGGACCGCCAUACAUCCGAUCGAUCGGCCCGGUUCGUGCCAUCGCCGGUUUUGACGUCACAAUAGCGUGUCCUUACUCAGGAUAUCCGAUCACAUCGGUCGGGUGGACUCGAAAUAAUGUCGAGUUGCCUUUAGACAUCAGGCAGCAAGUCGACAGUGAGGGCCACCUUACAAUCAUCACGGUAGAUCCAAACGAUGCAGGUACCUACACGUGUAUAGUUCGAGCGAGUUCCGGGGAAACCGCCAACAGAGAUAUCCUGCUAAAUGUGAAUAGUCCUCCAGUAAUGACUCCCUUCAGCUUCCCCCCGAGUUCGCAGGAAGGUAGUCGUGCACAAGUGACGUGCAGCGUGACUUCGGGCGAUCUUCCAAUCUACAUUUCCUGGUUGAAAGACGGCGAGCCACUGCCUUCUUCCCUUCGCAUCGAAGAGCGAGGCGCCGAGUUCUUUAACGUGCUCGUCUUCAAGGAACUAUCAUCGCGACACAGCGGCAAAUACACCUGUGUGGCCACGAAUAGCGCCGCCAAGGUCAACCAUACGGCGGAACUUUUGGUAAAAGUACCACCUCAAUGGAUAUUCGAACCGCAGGAGGUGGCGACCCUUCUGGGAAACCCGCUGAAUGUCCAUUGCGAGGCCAAGGGUUUUCCGCCCCCUCAUAUCACGUGGCUCCGUGCCAAGGGUAAAAUGUCCAACGACUAUCAGCCCUUGGUCGAUGGUUCUGACGGUAGACUCACGAUAUUGCCUAAUGGCUCUUUGUGGACGGCUUCGGCCAGUCCACAGGAUGAGGGUCAGUAUCUCUGUCGAGCUAACAAUGGUAUCGGAUCGGGGCUAAGUAAAGUGAUAUACGUCUCUGUGCACGAACCCGCGAGGUUCGAGUUCCAGAGUGAAAAUGUUACGAUUCGUCGUGGAGAAUCCGUGACGAUUGACUGUACUGUGAUCGGCGAUAAUCCUAUAGAGGUACAAUGGAUGCACAACAGCGAUAGAUUGGAUAUGAGCAAUCAUAGAUUAAGCAUCGGCCAAAUAAAGACCGACAAUGGCCUGAAGUCUCAAUUAUCUAUCGCGAAUAGCGAUCGACAAGAUUCCGGGGUUUAUCGGUGCACCGCUGAUAAUGCUUACGGAAGAAGCGAGCAUUUGAUUUAUUUAGCAGUCCAAGAGAGACCGGAUCCUCCAGCCGGACUCGAAGUCAUAGAGAUUGGUUCUCGAUCGAUAAGGCUAUUAUGGAAGCGAGCUUUCGACGGAAAUAGCCCCAUAAGAAAUUACGUGAUACAAUAUCGCUCUCUGAGCCACGGCAUGACCGACGAUUGGAAUCCCGUUAAAACGCACAACGUCACGUACACGCCAGGAAGCUCCAAUAGCGGUAAUUCCAUACAUCCAACCCAAAACGAUUUAUCUCCGUUCGAGACCACCGGCGAUGAUCAAGAGGUAGCGCUAAUCGGUGGUCUUCAUCCGGCUGUCACCUACACCUUCAGAAUAUUCGCCAUAAACUCCAUCGACGCGAGCGGGCCCACGGAACCAGUCGUAGCGAAGACUCAGGAGGAAGCACCUACAGAAUCGCCGCAAAAUAUCAAAGUGCAACCCGCCGGGCCUGGAGAACUCAUGGUCAGUUGGCAACCCCCUCCGAAAGAAUCGUGCAACGGAGAUCUACUGGGAUAUAUAGUAACGUGGUCGGAGCAUUCGUCGUCGACCUCGGGUGUUAAUCAAAGUAAAAGUCUGACCGUGAAUGGUUGGGCGACGACAAAAGUACAGCUCACAGGUCUGAGAAAAUUUACGAAAUACGACAUUUCAAUCAGAGCUUUCAAUAGCAUAGCCAGUGGGCCAGCUAGCGUUCCUAUCGUGGGCACUACUCAAGAAGGAGUGCCAGAAACGCCACCGACUCAAGUGACAUGCGUUCCAUUGUCCUCCCAAAGUGUCAAAGUAUCCUGGAACGCGCCGCCGCCUCAUCAACACGGCGGAAUUAUCCAAGGAUACAAGGUCUAUUAUAGGCCGGUCCCUACCGAUAACAUGGAUAUAUCGACACUCGGGGAAGUAAAGAGAACUUCCAGUAUGGAGACUUAUUUGCACACGCUGUACAAGUACACGAAUUACUCCAUCAAGGUGUUGGCUUACACAGGUGCGGGUGACGGUGCGCUGAGUCCACCAAUUUUUUGCAUGACGGAAGAGGAUGUUCCAGGUCCACCUGCUGGCAUUAAAGCGCUGGCGUUGACGGCGGAGAGCAUAUUGGUUUCUUGGUUGCCACCGUUGCAACCUAAUGGAAAUGUCUCAAAAUACACCGUAUACAGCAGAGAAGCCGGUUCCAAUAAUCACAAUGCUCACACGAUGCACGAACCACCAUUAUCGCCUACAGAUACUCUUACAAUGGAAUUACGCGACCUGGUGGAAAGAAAAUCGUAUGAAUUCUGGGUGUCAGCAACAACGGGCCUUGGAGAAGGAGAACGAACUACCGUAGUUACGCAAACGACGAAUACUAGAGCUCCCGCUAGAGUAGCAUCGUUCUCGCAAGUGUUAAGGAGAGCUGUAAAAUCAACGGUUACGCUGUCGUGUUUGGUGGUGGGAAAUCCUACGCCACGACCUAUCUGGACGUACAGAAAUGGUCAAAUUACCACCGGUAGACAUUACGAACUUACGAUCGAUGGGCAUCUUAUUAUACGCGGACUGGAACAAUCGGUCGCGGGAAAUUAUACUUGCUCGGCUAGCAAUUUAUUCGGUGACGAUUCCAUCACGUAUUCGUUAAUCGUGGUGAUGCCACCCAAGGCACCGUUACUGGAAUUACAAUAUACGACAACCAAUAGUAUCAGAUUCCGUUGGAAUCAUCCCGAUAAUGGCGGUGCUACUAUACAAGGAUAUGUAUUAAGUUAUAAGAGGGAUCAAGGUGGAUGGGAAGAAAUCGCUUUAUCUCCCGAGCAAACGGAAUUUGUACUCUCCGGAUUAAAAUGUGGUUCUUCCUAUCUUGCGCAUUUAACGGCACAUAAUCGCGUCGACACCGGCGAUCCAAGUCCGUUAAUCAGCGCAACAACAAAAGGCACCGCACCUUUAUUACCUAAGGAAAGAGAUAUUAUCUCGGCAAAUGGCACGUCAGUGAAACUGAAUUUAUUAUCUUGGCCUAACGGAGGAUGCCCCAUUCAGCAUUACACCGUUGAAUACCGCAGGCGAAUCAACACGGAACCUUGGAUUUUGGUGGCUAGCAGAGCGACCGAGAAUCUCGUAAUUCGUGAUCUAAAGACAGCAUCGUGGUACAGUUUACGUUUAACAGCGCACAACGAUGCCGGCUCGACUCAGACACAAAUGGAAUUCGCCACGACUACGUUGAGCGGAGUCAGUAUUGGUCCCCCUAACGAUUUGAUCAUGGAAGACGAGAUCAGAAAAACUGUACCCAAUCACAAAGUUUUAUACGUAGUUGUUCCGCUCAUUUGCGCAAUCGUUUUGGUCGUUUCCGCGGUUAUUCUGGGGUAUGUCAUGCUCAAACGUAGCGGCAGAGGGAACUACCUCGGUGAAAUAUUACCGAAUCAGCAGCAACAACAACAAGCAGGAUUGGGAAUAGUUCAACAACAACAGCACCAACAACAACAUCAUCACUUGUCCAGCUGUAUGUCGACCGUGCAACUCAAAUCGACUGCUGAACGUGACAACAGACGCAAUCAUCAGGUUUACACUAGUUCACCCGUAAAGCAAGAGAAUCACAAACCCACCGACCAUGGAUCAGAAAUGUACGAGAUAAGUCCGUACGCUACGUUUAGCGUUCCUGGAAGAGAGAAUCGUUCGGUAACAACGGCAACGCUCGAUUAUACGAUGCAGUUCAAGACGUUUGGUCAUUUGGAGAACGAAGACAUCAAUACUAUCGAUUACGAGAGAUCUAGCGUGGAAUUUGAAAGGUCAAAAACACCAAGGUGGCACAAGCAACGUUACUUUCCGAGCAUUGCGGAAGCCGAGAGCAAGCUACGAUCAAGUCGACAAGGCUCCGGUAGCGAUACAUCCGGAAGUCCUUGCGGCGAAUGCGCCGGGCCUAGUUAUAGAGUUCCAGUAAAGCCUUGUAGAGAUGUAUUUUCGCGAGGUGUGGAAUCGAGUACGGAAUCUAACAACGAAGGCUCGCCCUCACUCGCGAGACGACGAAGCCGACAACCGAGCCGGUCUACUCGCAGUUCGGUAGAGGAUAUGACACUAUUGCCGCCCAGCGGGUUCAGCGACAGCCGUGAAUUAAGCGACGUGGAAUGCGACCGUGAUCGUGAUCGCGAGCGCGAUCGUGAAUGGCAAGGUCUGUCAACCGGAACUCGUCACGGCGGCAGUUUGGGCAGACUCCCGAUCGAGGCCGUCGAAUCUAUGCUCGCUAGAUAUCAGCAAAGAAAAGAGCAAGAGAGACAAGAAUUCACUAUACACGUAUGAUCGAGAUUCGCUGGUUCGACUUGGUAUCUUCGCCGGACGAUUUAAUGUUAUUUAGAAAGAGAGAUAACAAAUCCCUUCUUAAAACUAUCGUCGUUGACGGAAAUUUAAAAAGAAAAUCUUAAAAAGAUUGGUAGAGCAAUAUAUGUCCAAAGACAAUUCAAUUGACAAAGUGAGAGAGAGAGAAAGAGUGACAGCAGAGACUCUCAGGUCUAUUCGUCGAAGAGACGUCUCAAUUAAUGCUACAUCUGCACCAAAAAAAUACUGCCGUUAAUAUAUAUAAAACAAGGCCUUCGUACACACGUAACCCUGUAUGUACCACGUACGAUAUCGCGCCGAAAGAGAAUCCUGAGGAAAACACCAAUUUUCAGCGAUAUAUGAUUAAUCGAGGAACAAGGGGAAACAAACAUUCGAUGAUUAAUAUACGUUUUUGAUAGCAUUUUCUAUCAGCGAAUUACAAUUUUUCUAUUCUUUCUAUUGCCGAAUUACGAUUAUAUUACCUUACGAAACGUGAUUAUAUGAUAAAAAAAAAAAAGUGUGAUUGACCGAUCCAUUUCUUUCGCGACGACCAACUAUUGAUAUACAGGGUGAACGCCAACUUCCAUACGAGUACCUCCGCUUUAUUAGUACGAUCUAUAUUUAUUAACGAGCCAUUCGAUGUACGAAUGUAAGAAUGAUCGAUUAUCGGGAAUGAGAGUAUUACAAUUUAAAAGAUUUUAAAAAUGUUGCAACGUCUUCGCAGCGUUACAUGUUACCCCGAAUAAAAACAUAGGUCAAUUAAUUAAAAAGAAAUGGCAGGCAGUUAUAUAUAUUGUGUUGAAUUAAAUUCUAAAAUUACGAAAUAUCAUCGAACAUCAUUUCCUACAAAUUUUUCGAUUCUUCUCGAUUUGAAAUAUUCUUAAAAGUGCGCGAUAUGAUUCGAUUAAUCUGAUUUUAAAAUCGACUUUCCGUAAACAAUUUUUCAAAUAGUGCCAAUUCUCUAGCUUAGUAUUUAAGAACGUUGUAAAAAAAGAAUCUGGGAGAACAAGGAAGACACGAAUGUGUUCCGUUCUAUCCUAAUUCAACGUAUUUGUGCGCUAUAUUAAAUAGUAUUUACGAAUCGAUCCUUCGAAUAAGCGACUAGCGCCUUAACUAUGUAAAUAAACGCUCUUCACGAAACGACACUUUAUCGAUGUGGUCGUAAAAUUCGCUAGCGAUUAUGAAAUAUCAUGCGUACGCAGAGAGUCUUACAAUUAGUAUCUAUUUGCCGACAAAGUCGAGAAGAUCGUAUUAGCAUAGCGCGAUCUCGAUAAAAAUCAUAGCUUCUCGCCGAAGAUUCGGCGUCUCGUUUUCAUCUCGAAGAUCUCUUCUGUAAAGUGAGACUGAGAUUAACGUGAACAGAAUACGCUUACAUUGAUUUCUGCCAAAGAAAGUAAACGGUUAGUCCAACGGUUCGGACCAAGCGACAUUUUUCGAUCACGCCAAAAACCGGAGACACGCAUAACACGCGACGAUUUCUUCCAUCUUUUUUCUUUUUUCUUUUUUUCUUUAUUUAAAAAAAAGAGAGAUAAAGACUUGCUUAUAUAAAAUUAUCUCGUUGGCUGUUUUUAUUAAGGCAUUAUAAACGUGGAUAAGUCUCUAUAAGAACUUUAUGAAAAUUUACAAUAUGUGUCCCUUAUUACUUUAUAGCGAAUUAUCGCGUAAAUGCAAUAUGUAUAUAUAUAAAUGACAUAAAUGACAUGAUUAGAAUGCGAUUUUUCGAGAUUAUCGAACGCGCUCAUUUUGGAGGACAAAAAUAUGUGCGAGCUCAUCAUAAUCGAUAUCAUAAUAUUACAAGAAUUCAAAAAAAGAAUUCUUGUAAUAAAAUGAAUUCACUCAUUUCUUGUAAUAAAAAGAAUUGAGAAAAAAAUCUACUCUGUAAAAUUGGAUUCUUAAUUUCUUUGAAAUUAAAAAAACUAUUUAAAAAUUGUCAGUUUAUUGUAAUUCAUUUAUUUUCGGCAGGGUAAGACAUCCUCUGUUUAGAGUACGAAUAAUUUUUAGAGAGAGAGAGAGAAAAUACGUGCAUGUUUUAUUUCAUCACCCAAUCGCAAUCGUAAAAGCAAGAUUAUCCGUUGAACAAGUUUGGAUAAAUGUAAAAUAGAUCAUUUUGAAAAACGAAAGCGUAUAUGUGUAAAUGUCUUAAUUCAUCGAGCAAAUAGAAUUGUAAAAGCAAGACUGUCCAUUUAAAUAAUUGAAAUAAAAAAAAAUGCGGAACAAAAUAAAAACAAUACAUGACGAAAAAAUUUAGUAAAAAAAGCCAUUUUGAGACAAUUCUGAAAUUUGUAUACGCCGAAAGAACGAUCUACUAAGAAAUAUGUAUACACCCAUGAGAGAAAAGAAUAUAAAAAAAUAAAAAGAAAAAAUAUGAUACGCAGUUGUUCUAAAGGUUUUGUAUAUGUACCAUUGAUUUCA
Camponotus floridanus (Florida carpenter ant) is the source of this 8530-nucleotide messenger RNA. RefSeq names its product Down syndrome cell adhesion molecule-like protein Dscam2 (gene Dscam3). NCBI's taxonomy places the organism in Eukaryota, Metazoa, Arthropoda, Insecta, Hymenoptera, Formicidae. Gene Ontology annotation, molecular function: protein binding. Gene Ontology annotation, biological process: axon guidance; cell-cell adhesion. Gene Ontology annotation, cellular component: axon; plasma membrane. The transcript has 34 exons. The coding region runs from base 179 to 6103 and encodes 1974 amino acids. The record is from RefSeq and is a predicted model, not a curated record.